Messenger RNA from Histoplasma capsulatum G186AR, 1243 nucleotides. Its product is annotated as U3 small nucleolar ribonucleoprotein IMP4. NCBI's taxonomy places the organism in Eukaryota, Fungi, Ascomycota, Eurotiomycetes, Onygenales, Ajellomycetaceae. Gene Ontology annotation, biological process: rRNA processing. The transcript has 2 exons. Gene Ontology annotation, cellular component: Mpp10 complex; nucleolus; small-subunit processome. The coding region runs from base 1 to 975 and encodes 324 amino acids. Gene Ontology annotation, molecular function: snoRNA binding; rRNA primary transcript binding. The record is from RefSeq and is a predicted model, not a curated record.
AUGAGGCUCACUGGUCGACUUACACAACUGGAGAAGUUGGUGAAAAACUACGGCAGCCCUGACACACCAAAGCGUCGCCAAGCUCGUGAGCGUAGAGACUACCUCUACCGCAAAGCUCUCCUGCUCCGCGAUGCUUCAGUAGCAGAAAAGCGCGCGAAGCUGAAAGCUUCUCUUGCAUCCGGGAAGCGGUUAGAGCCUUCUGUGGCUAAUGACAAAACAUUGCGAGAAGACUUCAAAUACGAUGAAUCCCUUCCAACACACUCGAAACAGCCUAACUCCAAAGAUUCCGAUAUGCUGGACCUCGACGACGAAUAUGUUCUCACAUCCGGCAUCGUGGACCCUCGACCUCUCAUUACCACCUCCCGUUCUCCUUCUACACGCCUUAGCACCUUUGCAAAAGAGAUGCGGCUACUAAUCCCCACUUCAAUACGGAUAAAUCGAGGGAAUAUAGUCAUUCCUGAUCUGCUCGCAAGCGCGAAGACAUCCGCACUUUCGGACAUGAUCAUCCUGCACGAGCAUCGCGGCACACCUACUGCGAUAACUGUGUCUCAUCUUCCCCAUGGCCCAACUGCCAGUUUCUCAUUACAUAAUGUCAUGCUACGAGCAGAUAUUCCAAACUCAGCACGGGGAACCGUGUCGGAAAGUUAUCCUCACCUAAUUUUUGAAGGGUUUACUACCAAGUUAGGGGCCCGCGUCGUUAAAAUUUUGAAACAUAUAUUCCCUCCGCGGGAAGCAAAUGGGAAGCUCGGGAGUAGGGUUGUCACGUUUAAAAACAUUGAGGACAGUAUAGAGGUGCGACACCAUGUCUUCGUUAAGACCGGGUACCAAUCAGUUGAACUAGCUGAAGUCGGGCCGCGUAUGACAAUGAGGCUAUUUCAAAUCAGAGGUGGGACAUUAGAGAAAGAUUCCGGUGGCGAAAUCGAAUGGUCACUGAAUCAGUAUACAAGGACGAGCAGGAAGAAGGAUUAUUUGUGAUUCGUGCAUUGAUUAUUUAGGUUCUUCUGGUUGAAACUGGCUAUCAAAAGGCAUCCACACAGUAUGCCUGGUAGAAAAUUACCUCGGCGUCAAUGGUAGAGCUUGUGUUAUUUUGUUAAAUACUGGGAUGGGGGUUUGACACCUGAAUAUCAUCUUUGGUUCAUGGCGAUUUCAUAACAGCAGCAUUCAUUGGAUCUUGAUAAAACAGAAAUAAAACCCAUAAAUUCUAAGGAAAUAUUGAAUUCACAAUGCAUGGUAAUGAAUUGAA